ACCAAACCACCACCACCAACUCCCCCUUUGUAGAUACAAAACAUAAGAGAGGAAAAAUAUAAGGCAAAAGAUGUCGACAGCUUCCUCACUGUGCUCUUCAACCCAGAUUAAUGGCUUUGGAGGGGGACUCGGGAUUCUAAGGUCCCAUGUUUCUCAACCCAAGACCCUUACUUUCACGAGGAGGAGAGUUUCUACAGUGAAGGCAACAGCUCGAGUCGAUAAAUUCUCUAAAAGUGAUAUCAUUGUUUCUCCAUCUAUUCUCUCUGCUAAUUUCGCAAAGCUGGGGGAGCAGGUAAAAGCAGUAGAAGUGGCAGGCUGCGAUUGGAUCCAUGUUGAUGUCAUGGAUGGUCGAUUUGUUCCAAACAUUACAAUUGGACCUCUCUUGGUUGAUGCUUUACGACCUGUAACGGAUCUUCCGCUCGAUGUGCAUUUGAUGAUUGUGGAACCUGAGCAACGAGUUCCAGAUUUUAUCAAGGCUGGAGCAGACAUCGUUAGUGUUCAUUGCGAACAAUCUUCAACCAUCCAUUUGCAUCGUACACUUAAUCAAAUAAAAGAUCUGGGUGCCAAAGCUGGAGUUGUCCUAAACCCUGCAACCCCACUUAGUACAAUAGAAUAUGUACUUGACGUGGUUGAUCUUGUCUUGAUUAUGUCGGUCAACCCUGGGUUCGGUGGGCAGAGCUUUAUCGAGAGUCAAGUCAAGAAAAUCUCGGACUUGAGAAGAAUGUGUGCAGAGAAGGGAGUAAACCCAUGGAUUGAAGUGGAUGGUGGAGUUGGUCCUAAAAAUGCAUAUAAGGUUAUUGAGGCUGGAGCUAACGCUUUAGUUGCUGGUUCAGCUGUGUUUGGAGCCAAAGAUUAUGCAGAAGCUAUUAGAGGAAUCAAAACCAGCAAAAGAGCAGAAGCAGUGGCUGUGUGAUUUAUGGUCUGCUUGGCUCCAACGUGUGAUAUCUGUAUCUGCAUUGCAAUGAAUGAUACCCUAAAACUUGAUAGAAUUUUGCUUGAUUAUA
Messenger RNA from Hibiscus syriacus, 1004 nucleotides. RefSeq names its product ribulose-phosphate 3-epimerase, chloroplastic. The record is from RefSeq and is a predicted model, not a curated record. NCBI's taxonomy places the organism in Eukaryota, Viridiplantae, Streptophyta, Magnoliopsida, Malvales, Malvaceae. Gene Ontology annotation, biological process: pentose-phosphate shunt, non-oxidative branch; pentose-phosphate shunt; carbohydrate metabolic process. Gene Ontology annotation, cellular component: cytosol. Gene Ontology annotation, molecular function: metal ion binding; D-ribulose-phosphate 3-epimerase activity. The transcript has 9 exons. The coding region runs from base 71 to 913 and encodes 280 amino acids.